Molecule: messenger RNA, 3915 nt
Organism: Closterium sp. NIES-65
Lineage: Eukaryota; Viridiplantae; Streptophyta; Zygnematophyceae; Desmidiales; Closteriaceae
Source: the annotation of a GenBank genome assembly
AUGCAGGCGACGCAAAUGCACUCUCACGUGCCAAGCCAAGCUCCCAUGCAAGUGGAGUCGGGCGCGUGCGGGCCGUUCACGGUGGCGCAGUGGCAGGAGUUGGAGCAGCAGGCGCUCAUCUUCAAGUACCUCGUCGCGGGAGCCCCUGUUCCGCUGGAGCUCGUUUCGCGCGUGGUGGCGGAGCAGAAGUACUGCGAGCGCCACUUGCACCGCGGGCGCAACCGAGCACGCAAGCUCAACGACAAGGCCACGCCCGGAACCUCCCUCGUGGCUGACGAUGGGGAAACCACCCCUACAGCCACCACUGCCACCACCGCCACCACUGCGACCACGGGCAUUGGUGCCGCGGAUGGAUGUCUCACGAGCGAUGGAGUGCGGGCUAUGGAGUCUGUGGACGAUGGGCGGGGCGCCAGCACUGGUGUGAUGGACGCCAGUGCAGGGGGUGGUGGGGUGGGGACUAGUGGUGGGGCUGGCGGGGUUGCCGACAGGACAGGCAGUCCGUCGAGUGGCAACAGCGGUGGAGAUUUUGCGUCUGCGGAGUGUGCAGCAGGAAGGGAGAAUGAUGCGUGUGGAUGGGUUGCGGGAGGGCGCGUGGGAGGGGGUGGUGGUGCGGAGAAGAGUGGGGCAACGGGCGAGGGGAAUGGAAGGAGGGAGGGUGAGCCGUGUCACGGGGUGGUAACGGCGCCAGCCUCUGCUGCUGGUGCGGCUUCUGAGCCUGCAGGUGUCGUCUGUGUGCCUACAGCUGUGGUGUGUGUGUCCACCAGAGAUGUGAUUUCCCCAGUGCCUUUGCCCACAGGAGUGGUGUCUGUGGUGUCUACACCCACCGGGGCAGUGGCAGGCGGACACCCGCCUCCUCUUGCUCUCCCGCCCCCUGCUCAUGCUGUGGAGGGCCGCUCUCAGCAGGUGCAACAGCAGCAGCAGCAGCAGCAGCAGCAGCAGCAGCAGCAGCAGGAAAGAUUGCCUGCUGGUUCCCCUCUGGCUGGAUCGACUGUGCAUGACAGUGCUGCUGGUACCCUCAUGAAAGGGGACAAGCAGAUUGGCGCUGCUCCCAUGGAUGUGGACGCACAGAAGCAAGGGAGCCAGUGUGUGCUGCCAUCUCCAUUUCAUGGUUCAGAUGGUGGGAGUGGAGCACAGAGCCCAGUGGACAUCUCUCCACUUGGGCCUGUCCCGGUCGCAGCAUCUAAUGAAGCGGUGAAGCAUCAGCUUAUAAAGGGGUCGCGUGUAUCGGAGGAUCUGGACCAGGAGUACCCCGUGAGAAAGGACGUUGACGUCACUCAAGUCAGCAAGUUCCGUCCUCGGGUGAAAAAGCGACUGUCAACGGAGAGAUGGGAGGCCUGUCAAGACGAGUUCGGGCGAGUGUGGGCCGUUGAUGCUGCACUCAAGCACAUACAGCGAGGGGGCGUGGAGCCGAGCAUUCGAGGCGAGGUGUGGCCGUUCCUCCUGGGGCUAUACUCGCCCAACAGCACGCACGAGGAGCGGAACGCCAUGAGGGAAGCACGGCGUGAUUUCUAUGCGAGGUUGAAGCAGGAGUGCAACGAGGUGGAUCCGGUGGUGGGCAGUGGCGUGGUCGUGGACUUCCCCCGCGUGCUCGAGGACGGCUCUGACGUCCCUCUCCCCUCCUACUACAGCGGCCCGCACAUCGACGACCCCUCUUCCACACAUGUAGAUGUGAAUGGAGGAGGAGCAGCAGGGCGGGACGGUGGAGAGGGGCAGAGUGCGGUGCUGACGGAGCGGGAGAGGCUGGUGGGGCGCGUGGGGGAGGAGCGGGUGCGCAAGUGGCGCUUGGGGCUGCAUCAGAUAGGCGUGGACGUGCAGAGGGCGGAUCGCACGCUCGUGUUCUACGAGGAGGAGGGCAACCGCUCGCGUCUGAUGGAGGUUUUAGCGGUUUAUUCCUGGUUCGACCCUGACGUGGGGUACUGUCAAGGUAUGAGCGACCUCAUGUCGCCCUUCAUUGUCAUCUUCCCCAACAACGCUGAUGCUUUCUGGUGCUUCGAACGCCUCCUGCGCCCCAUUCGGAGCGACUUCAUGGGAACAUCAGCGAGCAUAGGCGUGCAGAAGGAGAUUGACAACCUCAAGAACAUCACGCGCGUGCUCGACCCCGAGCUCUACGCGCAUCUUGACGAGAUAGGAGCGGGGUCCAUGUUCUUCACAGUGCGCCCCAUCAUGGCCAUGUUCCGCCGGGAGCUCUCCUUCGCUGACUCCAUCUACUUUUGGGAGAUGAUGUGGUCGUGGGAUUACGAUGCUCGGGAUGCGGAUCUACUAGCCAUGGCGGACCAAUCCGUGUUAAAUCACCACGCCGUGAACUUCCCUCAUUCCGCCGCCUCCCCGCAUGCCCUCCACCAAAACUCGUUUGCGGCCGCCACCACCGCUGCUGCAGAAGCAGCCGCAGCGGCCGUGGCAGCGUGUGAGAGCUCUGGCUCUGGCUCCUCUGGGGUCGAAGCGAUCCCAUCUGGUGCGGCCAAAGCUGCUGCCAAGGCUGCUGCUGCGGAAGCUGUUGCUGCGGCCGUCUCGUCUUCUGGGAGAUCUGGGGUGGACGGGGUGACGCCUGGUGCUGCCCGGAUGGCCGGUGCUGCGGCUGCAGUGGUGCGGGUUGCUGGGAGGGAGGAGGAGGGGCAGCAGGGGGGGAAAGGGAGGGCCAGCCCUUUGAGACCAGGUAAGCUGGGAGGGGGGCUGGGGGGCAUGGGAUGCCGUUGGGGGCAUCAAACUGGCUGCCGUUGCUGCGGUGGGGAGGGUUGCUGGGAGAGAGGAGGAGGGGCAGCAGGGGGGAAAAGGGAGGGCCAGCCCCCUGAGAUCAGGCACACGCUCCACUGCAGCAGCGUGGGCGAGUGUGGAAGCAGCAGCACACGCUCCACUGCAGCAGCAUGGGCGAGUGUGGAAGCAGCAGUCACCUCUGGCGCUCUCACGGACACCAAAAGGAACUCCUCGUCCGACCCUGCCGGUCCCGGUGGCGGCAGUGCUGCUAAUUCCCGCGCCAGCACCCCCUCACUCCCCGCCAACCGCCUCCCCUCCCGAAAGCACCACAGCGAGCGCAAAGUCCCCGCCGCCGCCACCACCCCCCCCACCACCAACAACAGCACAGGCAGCCGGGCCAUAGAUGGGGCUCGCUCCCGCAGCUGGGCGGGCGUGGGGCCGUACAGGAAAGACGUGAUCCGUUACGUUACUCUAGAUGCUUCUGCUGGCAAGCUAGCUGCAAGCAAGAGUGCCAAGUACCUCUCCUCGCGGCGCUCUGCUGUGGCUCUCUGGCACAAGGCGCAGAAGCUCGCAGGACCGGUGGGUACGGCUGCUGCUACAGCUGCCAUGCCGGGUGAUGCUGUGGUGUUUGCUGUCUCGGCGUUUGCCGGCCGACCAAUCACACCAACUUAUGCUGCUGCUGCCGGUGCAGAGUCGGCGGGGGUGGCGGUGCCGUACGUGCGGAGGGAGGAGCAGGAGCGCAUGACGACCUUCUGUGUGCUCGCCAUUGUGCUCAAACUGAGGGACGAGUUUAUCGACGACGCCUCUGGGCUCGACGAUGUGGUGGAUGUGAGUGUAAAGGGGGAGGGAGGGGGUUUGCAGGGGAGAGAGGGGGCGGGCGGGGUUGGAAUUGGGCAUAGCGGUGGUGGUGUGCCGUAUGUGCGGAGGGAGGAGCAGGAGCGCAUGACCACCUACUGUGUGCUCGCCAUUGUGCUCAAACUGAGGGACGAGUUCAUUGAUGACGCUACUGGGCUCGAUGAUGUGGUCAAUGUGAGUGUAAAGGGGGGAAGGAGAGAGAGGGGAGGGCGUGUGGGUGUGGGGCAGCAGUGGGGGAGUCCUGGGUAUAGCUUCAAUGCAGCAGCAGGGUCGUGGGACGUGAAGAAGCUCUGUAAACGAGCAGUGGAUCUUCAUCGGCAGUACCUUGUUCUGAAACUGGCCGCGCAUGAGCUAGGCCGAACCCUCUGA